UGUUUGGAACAGAGCCAGCCCCUCCCUAAAUAACGACCGGAUCAUACCACACAGGAAGACUUCUCCAUUUUCUUACCAUUUUUGGAUGUAAGAGGGAGAGAAAAAUAUAUAUUAAGACAGAGAGAGAGAGAGAGAGAGAGAGAGCAAGCAAAACAACAGAGAGAAGAAGAAACUCACAACAAAACGCAACACACAUAAACGGAUCAUACGAAGACACAGAGACAGACACAAACACUCUCUCACCUCUCGCUAUAUAUGUAAAUAUAAAGUGUUUUCCUUUCUAGGUUUUUGUGUUUUUGUUUUUUAUUUUAUUUUUGUGGUUCUUGGGUGGCACCAGAUCUUGAACAGCCAAUAAGGGGAGAAAUAUUUGAUCUUUUUGAAUCAAGUUUUUGAAUUGAUUGAGAGAAUUUGAGAUCUGGGUUCUUCUCUGUUCAGCUUUAUCAGAUCUUUUGCGCUCUAUUGGAGAUUUUUUUCAAUCAAUUGGAGAAUCCCUUCUUGCUUUCAAAUCCUAAUUUCGUGUUUGAGAGAGAGUGGUGAAAAGUGAUGCAUCACUGGGAGUUUCUUCUCUGAUGUGCUUGUAGUGGAUGAAGACAUCUCAAGUGUGGCGUCUAGGCAUGGGUGAUAUGCAGAUUUUGCCUGUAGCUCGCCACCGCCCUCCUUCGAAGAGGCCAACAUGGAUUAUUGUUUUGGUUUCAAUGGUCAGCCUGUUUCUAGUUUGUGCUUAUAUCUAUCCACCGCAAAGCAGGAAUGCUUGUUAUGUAUUUUCUUCAAGAGGAUGCCAGGUUCUAACAGAUUGGCUUCCACCUGCUCCUACAAGGGAACUUACGGAUGAAGAAAUUGCUUCUCGUGUUGUGAUUAGGGAAAUUUUGAGUGCAUCUCUUACUCCAACAAAGAACGCUAAAAUUGCUUUUAUGUUUUUGACUCCUGGCCCAUUACCUUUCGAGAAACUCUGGGACAAAUUUUUCUCUGGUCACGAGGAUAGAUUCUCUGUUUAUGUGCAUGCAUCCAAGGAAAAACCAGUUCAUGUGAGCCGUUACUUUGUUAAUCAAGAUAUACGCAGUGACCAGGUGAUAUGGGGAAAAAUUUCGAUGAUUGAUGCAGAGAGACGCCUAUUGGCAAAUGCUCUUAGAGACCCUGAUAACCAACACUUUGUGUUACUUUCUGAUAGUUGUGUGCCAUUGUACAAGUUUGACUACAUCUACAACUAUCUUAUGUUUACAAAUAUAAGCUAUGUUGAUCGCUUUUACGAUCCUGGCCCACAUGGCAAUGGCAGGUAUUCAGAGCACAUGUUACCUGAAGUUGAGAUGAAAGACUUUAGUAAGGGUGCACAGUGGUUCUCAAUGAAGCGACAACAUGCUGUGAUGGUUUUGGCUGACAGCCUUUACUAUUCAAAAUUCCGUGAUUACUGCAAGCCUGGCUUGGAUGGGAAAAAUUGCAUUGCUGAUGAACAUUAUUUACCAACCUACUUCCAUAUGGUUGAUCCAGGUGGAAUAGCAAACUGGUCAGUAACACAUGUUGACUGGUCUGAGAGAAAGUGGCAUCCAAAAUUGUAUAGGUCUCAGGAUGUUACUUAUGACCUUCUGAGGAAUAUUACGUCAAUCGAUUUGAGUAUUCAUGUGACAAGUGAUGAAAAGAAGGAAGUGCAGGUGCAGCCUUGCCUGUGGAAUGGUAUCACACGACCAUGUUACUUGUUUGCGAGGAAAUUCCACAAAGAAACUAUUGAUGAUUUGUUGCAGCUUUUCUCGAACUACACAGCACUUUGAGUGAGAUAGUUUUAACACUUCAAAUUCUUUGGUCGAACCGACUGUUGCUUUCGACCACCCACCAUCUUGGUUUCUCAUCGAACCUUCCAAGUUACAAAUUUGUAAAUGUUGUGUCAUCAAGGUGUGAAUGUUCCGUUCCUCUAGCACAAUUCUUGUGUGCAAGGGCAACUUGGAGAUCAGUUAGGAUGACUUUAGAUGGGAUGGAGGCCAACAGUUAGCUAGUGUUGCCGCCUUCCACAGGAGUGGGUGAUUUGUUAUCCAUUUUUUCCCCUUCAUUUUGGGCCAUUAGUGUUCUCCUUUGGUAUAGUGAAUUUUGAGGGAUUUA
Molecule: messenger RNA, 2088 nt
Organism: Populus nigra (black poplar)
Lineage: Eukaryota; Viridiplantae; Streptophyta; Magnoliopsida; Malpighiales; Salicaceae
Product: glycosyltransferase BC10-like
Exons: 11
Coding region: 585-1763 (392 amino acids)
Cellular component (GO): membrane
Molecular function (GO): glycosyltransferase activity
Source: RefSeq, a predicted model, not a curated record